Molecule: messenger RNA, 816 nt
Organism: Haliotis rufescens (red abalone)
Lineage: Eukaryota; Metazoa; Mollusca; Gastropoda; Lepetellida; Haliotidae
Product: proteoglycan 4-like
Exons: 1
Coding region: 1-816 (271 amino acids)
Source: RefSeq, a predicted model, not a curated record
AUGUUGAAUAUACGUCCCGCGUACAACACUGCCAAGUCCCGCGUACAACACCGCCAAGUCCCUCGUACAACACGCCAAGUCCCGCGUACAACACUGCCAAGUCCCUCGUACAACACGCCAAGUCCCGCCUACAACACGCCAAGUCCCGCGUACAACACGCCAAGUCCCGCCUACAACACCGCCAAGUCCCGCGUACAACACGCCAAGUCCCGCGUACAACACUGCCAAGUCCCUCGUACAACACGCCAAGUCCCGCCUACAACACCGCCAAGUCCCGCGUACAACACGCCAAGUCCCGCCUACAACACCGCCAAGUCCCGCGUACAACACCGCCAGGUCCCUCGUACAACACGCCAAGUUCCGCCUACAACACCGCCAAGUCCCGCGUACAACACGCCAAGUCCCUCGUACAACACGCCAAGUCCCGCCUACAACACCGCCAAGUCCCGCGUACAACACCGCCAAGUCCCGCCUACAACACGCCAAGUCCCGCGUACAACACGCCAAGUCCCUCGUACAACACGCCAAGUCCCGCCUACAACACCGCCAAGUCCCGCGUACAACACGCCAAGUCCCGCGUACAACACGCCAAGUCCCGCCUACAACACCGCCAAGUCCCGCGUACAACACGCCAAGUCCCGCGUACAACACCGCCAAGUCCCGCGUACAACACCGCCAAGUCCCGCGUACAACACCGCCAAGUCCCGCGUACAACACGCCAAGUCCCGCGUACAACACGCCAAGUUCCGAAACCCUCGAAAUAGAAGCCCAACAACAGUUAAGGGGGUUGUCACCGUCAAAGUACUUGGAUAUUAA